Alternaria alternata is the source of this 1650-nucleotide messenger RNA. RefSeq lists its product as hypothetical. Lineage: Eukaryota; Fungi; Ascomycota; Dothideomycetes; Pleosporales; Pleosporaceae. The coding region runs from base 1 to 1650 and encodes 549 amino acids. The record is from RefSeq and is a predicted model, not a curated record. The transcript has a single exon.
AUGUCUAGCGCGCCAGUCAUGACGGACCGCAAGUGCAGUUCCAAAAAGCGCGUCAUCAAGAACAUGCCUAUCAAUAAGGCGCACAUCACCCGCCGACCGGUCUACCAUCGCGUCGAGCCACAUUCGGCAGUGAAAGCGAAGUAUGUGCAGACGAAGACACCUCGCCGUAUGGAUAUCGCUCCUCUUCCUCGCUCGCGCUUGGCGCAGAAACCACUGGGCUUACGUUUCACGAAAUGCAAGUCAAGCUGGAAGACACUGUUGCAUGCAUAUAUGCUCGAGAUGUCUUAUCUCAGGGAUGCAGAAAUGUGGAGUUCGUUCAGUUCAACACCAUGCGCACAGUAUGAGGAGAUGGACUGCGAAUACGACACGAUGGAUUCGCGCUUCGCCUAUCAUAUGAGUUACGGUGUCUUCGGCUCCCUCUCCCCUGCUUUCGGCGUGUCGAUGGCCAGCACCAACAGCUUUGGUAGCUCGACUGGAUCCGGAGGUGCCGUAUCAACCUUCAGUGCCGCCACGCGGUCAUGUCCCAUGAGCGGCCAGUCUUCCGUAGGAACUGUCAGGGGCUCCUCGGGUAGCAUGACUGCAGGUUUCAGCAAACUGUGGACGUCAGAUAUAGAGAUGAAGGACGCACCAGAGGCAUCUUCAGACCACGACGCCGUUAUACCCAGCACUACUACCAUCUCCGUACCAGUGCCAGCACUUUCUCAGCCGCCCAAGCACGCGAACACGGUUGUACUCCAACCACCACAAUUUACAGGCCUAGGUUAUCUCCCAUCAAGGCUUUUGACAUCCGAGACUGUCAUAGUACCAAAGCCAGCAGAGAUGUCGAAGGAUGAAGUCAGCGCCAAGUCGCCGUCUGUUUCUCUGCCGAACCCUGCACCAGAUGUUGUACUACCCCCAACUCCUGCCUCACAGCGCGAGGAAGAUGAGGAAACAUUCGCAAAAGCGCAGCCUUUAGCACCAGCAGACAUCACCAAGCCGGCUAUGUCUAUCCCUCCAGUGGAGGACACAAAAUCCUCAGUAACUCCAUCUUCGAUGGUUGACAACGAGUCAGCUGUGUCAUCUACUCCUUUGGAGAGCAUCGAUGCAGCUGUUCCCCUUGCUUCGAUGGAAAAUGACAAGCCGACGGUAUCGCCGCCUUCGAUGGCUAAUGUCAAUGCGCCCACAGAGAUAUCAAGACAAAAAAGUAGACCGAGAAACAGAGCCUUGGUUACUUUAGUAAAGCCAGAAGAAGCAUCCAAGCAAGAAGUAGAGCUAGGAAUGGGUUCGUUUGCAUCCUCGAACAUCCAGUCUCCAGAAGCACAAAUCUCGGCCUUCUCCAACACCCACUUCAAGCAGCUAUUCGGUGGGGAAAUGAAGACAUUACAGGCCAGCCUCCCAAAACAGGAAGACAUUCAGGGAUCACAGGUCAUCCUCCUCUUACGUUCGCUGGAGUGGAUCACAGACAGCCAUGAGGCUGGAUGGUUCGAAGACGAUAUCGAAUUGGAAGACGAUGUUGCAGACUGGCGUGGGAAACUCAACAUCUUGAUGGCGAAAUUGGAGAUAUAUGCGGGCCCGGACGCGAACAGCAUAGUCUCAAACACACGAAUUCAGCUUGAGAAGGUGUUUGUGAUUCUUGGCGGCGCGGAAAACAUUAAUCAAGAGGUUGCUUGA